AUGAAGACAAUGAGCUCGUCUCCAAAGAAGAGCUCGCCAAAUGGAAAGAUGCGGAGGAGCAACGCGAGAGAGAAGAGGCCGAAGCAGAAAGACGAAGAAAAGAAGAGGAGGAGCGUAGGAGAAGAGAAGCUGACGAGGCCGAACGAAGAAGGUUGGAGGAGGAGGAAAGGCAACGAGAGGAAGAAGAAAGGCGAAAAGAAGAGGAACAGAAGGCCCAGGGGCAAUUCUGAUCCUGAAACGAAAGAGAAGAUCGCCCUGUGGAAGCACCGCGUCGAGAUGGCGAGAAAGGAGGCGGAGUUCGAACUAGCCGUCGCGAAGGAGCGCCAGAAGAAGGCGGAGGCGGACAAAGAAGUUGCAAAGCAACUGGAGGCGGAAAAGCUGCGGCAAGCUUUGCUGGAGCGCAAGAAGCAGGAGGCGGAGGAGGAGAAGAAGAAGGCAGAAGCUGACCUACGCCGCAAGGCAGAGGCCGAUCGGCUAAAGAAGGAGAUUGAAGCCAAGCAUCAGAAGGUUCUGCAAAUCCCGGAGCCCUCUGAUGAGAUUACACUGCCCUGCUUCGAUGUCUUCAAGGGUGGGAAUCGCAUUGGUGGCUCGGCCGGUUUCUCCUGA
This is a messenger RNA of Symbiodinium pilosum, 606 nucleotides long. NCBI's taxonomy places the organism in Eukaryota, Dinophyceae, Suessiales, Symbiodiniaceae. The record is from the annotation of a GenBank genome assembly.